GACUCAGAGUCUCUCACAGAGACUCUCAUGCACAGUCAGCUAGCAGGCUUAACACAGGAAAGGCGCAAAAGUGCAGGGGUUUAAAAGUCAAUUGUCUGACGAAAAGUUUUCCUGCUUGGCUUAAGUUCAUCAUGGCUGCAGCAAGCAUUGCUAGGCGGGCGACUAUGCUUGACUUUGCCUUUGAAGACUCCACUGUCUAUGGCCACUUGACUGACGAUGAGCUACUGCAGAUGGCAAUUGAACGCAGUCUGUCUGAAGACCAAAAAGGCCCCUCGGAAUAUGCUCAAGCAAGUUUCAUACCAGCAUCCGAGCCAUCCAAAGAGGAACACAUACCCACAGAAGCCAGACAAGAGUAUGCAGCCAGACAAAAUGCUGCCCUGCAAACACAGAGAGCUGCAGCCGCUGAGAACCCAGAAGCCAAUCCUUCCAGUCAUGCACCAUCCAUAAAGGCAGCUAUCUGGAAUGAUGAUGCCAAAACAUUAAAACAAAUUUUAAUGAAAGAACCUGCUGAGAGUCUGAACAAACCAAAUGAAGAGGGCUGGAUACACUUACAUGACGCUGCAUACUACAAUGCAGUGGAAUGUUUGAAGUUGCUUUUACAAGCCUUUCCUGAUCUAGUCAACAAACGCAAUGACAAGAACCAAACGCCUCUCCUUGUGGCUGUCGGUUAUAAGAACUUGGCCUGUGUUAAGGUUCUCAUUGACGCUGGUGGAGACCCUAACAUAGCAAACAGAGCAGGAGAGACAGCCGUCUACAAAGCUUGUGAGAAGGGCUCUGAAGAGAUACUUGAUGCUGUUCUAAAAGCUGGCGGGAACGCUACCAGGGCAAACAUUGAGAGAUUCACACCUUUACAUGAAGCAGCGGAUACCAAAAAUGUCAAUAUGGUUAAAAUGCUAGUGGAGGCUGGAGCAAAGACGUGCACUAAGGAUUGCAACGGCGUUGAGCCACUGUUCACAGCAGCUCAGUGUGGAGCCGUAGAGGUGCUGAACUACUUCAUCAAACUAGGUGAAAAUAUUAACACGCAGGCCAAUGAUGGGGCAACAGCUUUGUAUGAAGCGUCUAAGAAUGGCCACGAGGAGUGUGUAAAGAUACUGCUGUCUAAGGGAGCAGAUGUAAACCGAACAACCAUAUUAGGCUUAACUCCUCUACAUGCUGCUUCAAAGAAUGGACACGUGAAUGUGGUGUUGCUACUGCUUCCUCUGACCAACAAAGGGAUGAUAACGCGCAGUGGCAUCAGUCCACUGCAUCUCGCAGCCGAGAGCAACCAAGACCAGAUCCUAGAGAUUCUCAUCCAAGAAGGCUUUGGCGUCAACCUACAGCUAUCGACCGAAUACUCAAAUAUGUACGAGGACCGCCGUAGCACGGUACUGUACUUUGCAGUGAAGGCAGGCAACGUGGAGGCCGCCUCCAUGCUACUACAAGCCGGCGCAGACCCAAACCUGGACGUCUUCAACCCUGUCUUGGUCGCCGUGAGAAAAGGCAACAAAGAAAUGGUGUCUCUGCUGGUCGAGUAUGGUGCCAACGUGAACGCUUGCAUACCAACACAUCCAACCACCUUCCCAGCUGCCAUGCUCUUCUGCAUGAAGCACAGAAACAUGUUUAAGAUGCUGCUUGACAACGGGCUGGAUGCUGACGCCUGCUUCGACUGUGUCUAUGGGAACAACAGGCAUCCUCCAGUCAAGAUACACCGCUCUUCUGGGGACAAUCUGUACCUGCAUGGGCUGAUGGCCCCUCAUACGUCAACUGCACAGUUUUGUGAGGUGAUGGCGGAUCCUGUCAACUCACCUUGGGUGGGAACGAUACUCGAUAUGCUCUUAGAUUACACUGUCCACGUGAAACUCUGUUCAAGACUCUCAAACCUCCUGGACAACAACAGCAAAAGCCAGUCCAUCAAGGAUAAAGCAAAGCCACCAUUCCCUCUUCUACACCUGUGCCGUGUGAAUAUCCGCAAGCAAGUGGGACAUCAGCGAAUGAGACAAAUGACUUCUCUGCCUCUGCCCAAAUGUCUCAUCAGAUUCCUCGUUUACGACAACUCUGAGUCGGAGAAUUUGUCACAAUGUGGCUGUUAAUGAGCAUUUCCAACAGGGCAGUGCAGCAGCUUACUGUAGUUUGACUGUGUCAGUCAACGUACUAUGUUAAAGGGGCAUUCCUGCCAAAUUCAACAUGCGGUUGUAUUGCUCACGCUGCCCUUGACAUGUCAUGUCAGUACCCAAUGACAUGGGAUUUUAUUGUUCCUCCAGCCCAUUACAAGAUCUGAGCAUUUCGGUAACACUUUAUAAUUAUGUCUGCUUAGCAAAGACUUAGUAAAUAAUUAUUAAUGAUGAACAAAACAUUAACUAUUAUUAACUAAGUUUCUAUUAAUGCUUUCUAAAAUAUCUACAAACAUAUUCAAGAUUUUACAUACCUUAAAGUAUUUCAAUAAUUUACUUGCAAUUUGUAAAUGUUUGAGAAAUGUAAAAUAGUAACUUAACAUUUCCUAGCCAUUUACAAACAUUUGUUAAUGUUUUGUUCAUCAUUAGUUAAUUAAUUACUAAGUGUUAUUAAUGCUUUAUAAGCAGAUAUGAUAAAGCGUUACCAUAUUUCUAGUCUCUACAUACUCCAGAUACCAUCCCAACAGUUAUUUUUAUGUUGUAAGGUGUCUGGGCAUGUUCCAUGGCUAUUGGGAUGAUAUCUGGAGUAUGUUAACACACUUUUAAAAAUGUAAACAAAACCAUGCCAACAUUAAAAUGGCCAGGAUGUCGGGAAAGGAUGAAAAAAAAUCCACAUCGUUGGGUGGACAGGUCAAGGGUAGUAGCAAUUGGCAGGGAUUCUCCUUUUAAAAGCUUGAUUUCACAAAGCUGCUUUAAUAAUUUGUAUAUUUGUCUGGUUUGGAGGGGUGCAGUUAUAUGAAGCAGUUGCUUCUGAAUGUCACCUAUUAACCGUGCAUAGAACACUAUGAUCCCCUUGCCUGUGGAAGAUUUGUAGGGUGUCCAUUUACUCCUGAAAUUAAUGGAUGCAUGCUACAUUAAAUGCAGAGGUGUCAAAAGUCAAAGUAAAAGUACAUUUGCGAUGUAAGUACAACACUAGCCCAUGAUAUUAUACAGCUGUUACACCAUUUACUCCAUUGUACCUAAUGAGGUGGCUAGACUGUGUUGUUGCUGAAAAACACUAAAAACCUAACUAGAACCCUCCACAAAUUUGAUCCAACCAGCGUAAAGGUAGCCGAUCACAAGAGUACACAGGUCUGUUGAUUAUUUAAAUGUGUUAGUUAAAAAAAGAAACACAAUUUCCUUCCAACACAUCUUUCACUUUUACUUUUGACACCUCUGAUGUUUUUAUGACCAUUGGAAGUCAAUGUGAUUAACUGUUUAUGAGAAAUAAGCUUUUUAUUCUAUUCUAUGAACUGUGUUAAUGUCAAUUCAGUGUACUGAGAUUAUCUGUCAGUAGGGUAUGUAAUGGUGUGAAUUAUAUCGCAUUUGGGAAAAUUAUGUUGGUUACAAAUGAGAGAAUGCAGAGGUUGUUAUUGGGCAGCAGGUCGAUUCGUCCAUUCGCGUUUCGGCAGCAGUCGUGUCGUCCACCAUGCAGUUGUUUCGUCCGAUAGAGCAGUCCUUUCGUCCACAGCGAGCAGUCGUUUCGUCCAAGCUAUCCUCUUGAGCAGCAACCUUCUAUCUCCAUCUUCUAUCUCUAUUUUUGCAGUUUUGUACAUUCGUUAUUAUAUACUAAAAUAAACCAGCGCUCAGUCUCAAUGAGUAUAUAGGCCUAUCUCUGAUAAUUAUUUAAUAACCACUUUUGAUGUUGAAAUAUGUAUUUAGAAGAUGGUGAUUUCGAAAUUAAUAAAAUUGUGGAGAUAGUAAAAUAGUAAAAGUGGAGAUGCAAGGCUUCUGCUAAAGUGAUACGUAGGCUUUGUUCCCCGACACACUGAUUCACAUAAUCACAUUGAUAGAAAAAGUGUCACAAAUUUAAAACUUCUAAUUGAUCUUGGAAAUAAUCUUAAUAUUGUUUCGUGUACUUUGUAAUUUCUGCCUAUUUUGUACACGUUUUGUUCAUGAAUUUUGCCCUAAAUAGAAAUAAUUAAUUAUUGCAGUUCGCUGCAUUAGCCUAGUAAUUAUUUCAGUUGCUGCUCUCCCCCGCCACCUGUCAAGUGUUAAUGUUCGUGCCGAAACAAUUUUACAGUGGACUUUCAAUAACCAUCCUGAUGUUAAAAUAACUUUUUGUGUUAUUUAGUUAUGAUAAGUCCACACAAGAAUGAUGGUUUCUGACAUCUCAUUAAAUAAUCCGAGUUUGCUGGCUGGGGAAUUCUGUCAGUGGUAGUGCUGUUUUUUUCUUUCUUUUUAGACUUCAAACUUAGUUUGCUACUGAAUCUUGUUGAGUUGUUACAUGUUUUAUUAAUAACUUUAUCUUGUUUUGUUUUUUGUACAGUUGGGCCGUGUCUCUUGCUGUGUGUUAUUACUGUGUGUUGUCUUAUACUAAUAUCGACUCACAGAGUCAUUUUAAUUUAUGUUGUUAAACUGUUCAAGGAAAUUUCUAUGCUGUCCUGUGAACUUGCAGAGAGGGAUUAAAAGGUUUGUAAAAUUGUUUCUAAUGCUUCUGUUUUAAUGUCUAAAUAAAAAUGAAAUAAGUGCUGAAAAGUUAGUCAUGUUGUGCCAAUGUUUUAACCUAAAGAAUGGCUUUUAAUGCCAAUAAUGUGAACAAACAUUGUUUUAUUCAUUACAGCAUCACUUACUGAAAGUUGAACACUAUAAACACAAUUUUCUUACAUAUCCUGCCUUCAUCCUCCCAACUUUUUAUCCGCUCUGAUCCAAAUCCAAAUUAUAAACCCAUAUUUCCCCCCCUCAAGGCCCAUGUUUCAAGACAAGCCAUGCCCCCCACAUGCACGCAGGGCUGGACUGGGAUCUGAAAAGGGGCCGGGCAAUUUUUGACACCUGAGGGCCCAGUGCCUAUGCCUCUAUCGGUAUAUCAGUAUCGGUAUAUGACAUCGUCUCGGUGUAUACAGUAUAUACACACAAAAACAUGAACACCUAAUAUACAGUAGGGUGCAUUCAGGUAAAUUGGGCCACUUUUCGGCAAAGUCAGACAGACUGAUGAAAUCUGAGAAAGAACAUCAAUACAUUACCCAAACUUAAGUUUGAUUGCAUAAAG
Molecule: messenger RNA, 5118 nt
Organism: Engraulis encrasicolus (European anchovy)
Lineage: Eukaryota; Metazoa; Chordata; Actinopteri; Clupeiformes; Engraulidae
Product: ankyrin repeat and SOCS box protein 2-like
Exons: 9
Coding region: 132-2069 (645 amino acids)
Biological process (GO): intracellular signal transduction
Molecular function (GO): protein binding
Source: RefSeq, a predicted model, not a curated record